This is a messenger RNA of Meloidogyne enterolobii, 1086 nucleotides long. The record is from the annotation of a GenBank genome assembly. NCBI's taxonomy places the organism in Eukaryota, Metazoa, Nematoda, Chromadorea, Rhabditida, Meloidogynidae.
AUGAUGAGUUCUCGUUGCUUUUUAUUUAAAAAUAUAAGGAGUUCACCAGAUUCAUUGUAUCCAAGUCGAAAAUUAAUUUUGGCUAUUAAUUUGCUACUAUCUUUUUCUUACUUGCCGAGUCAAGUAUUCAUGAAAAUCUCCAAGUUCCCACUUACCGAUCAGAAAUCGCUAACACAAACGUCUCCGAUUCCAAUAUGCGCAUCCGAUUCUAUUGGUAUUCUUAUACUAAAUCCAGAAGUCAUGUCAGAUUUACCAUUCAUUAUAUACGCAAAUGGUUAUGAAGAGGAGCUAGAAUGUUUGCAACCUUUUCCUCCUAGAUCACCACUUCUACGCCUAGAAAUUCAACUAAAAUUUGGCUUUCCAUGUGGUGUGAAUAAAAGGCGAAUGGUAUUUCCACGUGUUGGUUUAGAAUAUUCACUACGUGUUCUACUUAAUCAUAUUGAUAUAAAUGAGUUUCAAGUUCAUAUGAAUAGGAUUAGUGGUUUCCAAAAAUUACCAAAAAUUCAACAAAAUCAGCGUAUUUUUGAUAUUCAUUGCCAGUAUUUCUCUGAUAUUAAUCAAACAAUUGGACAAGUUUUGGAAAUAAGAAUACACAGUAAUUCAGUUAAUGGGCCAGUGGCUGACAAAGUAAAGUUAGGCGAUCGUGUUUUUCACAAAUGGCGCUGUGAUGAUAAAUAUGCGCUUAAAGUAUAUCGGUGUUAUGCUACAGAUGGUCGUAACAGAGAGCAUCAAAUCAUUAAUGAUCAAGGAUGUUCCACUGACACAUCUUUAAUGCCGCACCCGCAGUAUAUAGACAAUCCUUCACAAGCACUGGCAUCUAGCCGAGUAUUCCGUUUCAAUUCCUCUUCGCGAAUCUUCUUUGAUUGCUUGUUGUAUGCGUGUUUAAAAAUCGAUCCUGAAUGUCGAAGAACAACCCAACAAAAAUGUACCAGCCGCACAUCUUCAAGAGACAUCUAUAAAUUUCAAAGACAAAAGCGCGAAAUUACAUCGAAUUCGGAAAUGAUUUCCUCUGAGAGAUAUAGUAUGGCACCUCAAAUUGACAAAUUAACCGUUCGUUUGGAUACUGUUGAAGCGAGCGAAGGUUGA